Messenger RNA from Rotaria sordida, 4302 nucleotides. The record is from the annotation of a GenBank genome assembly. NCBI's taxonomy places the organism in Eukaryota, Metazoa, Rotifera, Eurotatoria, Philodinida, Philodinidae.
AUGGCUAAUGUGUUUCUACAGUUUUUAAUUGAUGUUGAAAAUGGAGAUUUAGAUGCUGUUAAACGAAAUAUUCAAAAUGGUAUUAGUUUAGAAACACAUGAUGAAGAUCAACAAACAGCACUUAUUUUAGCUGCUCGAUGUGAUCAUUUCGAAUGUGUAAAAGUCCUCAUUGAAGCUCAUGCUGAUGUUAAUGCUGAAGACGUGGAUCAUUGGACAGCAUUAUUGAACGCAUGUCACAAUGGAAAUUUAGAUAUCGUAUGUUUUCUUACUGAGAAUGGUGCGCAUAUUGAACAUUGUGAUUGUGGACAAUUUACUCCAUUGAUGUGGGCAUCCUAUCAAGGACAUACAGGAAUUGUUGAAUAUUUAUUAAAUUGUGGUAGUAAUGUUAAUGCUCAGGAUGAACAUGGUAUAUCAAGUUUAAGUUGGGCAUCAGGACGAAAUCAUGUUGAGAUUGUAACAUUAUUACUUGCAGCUGGUGCUUUACCUAAUUUAUACGAUAAGAAUAAUACAAGUCCAUUAAUUUGGGCCAGUAGACGUGAUUAUACAAAAAUAGUCGAUUUAUUACUAAAACAUAAUGCUAAUGUUAAUAAUAUUGGAAUGAAAAAUAUGACAGCUCUUUUAGCUGCUACAAAAGGUGGUCAUGCAGAAACAGCUCUUCGUCUUCUUGAAAAUCGAACAAUUGAUAUUAAAAUACAAGAUAAAGAUGGACAAACACCAUUGAAUCAUGCAUGUGCACAAGGUCUUACUGAUGUUGUUGCUGAACUUGUCCAACGUCAUGCAUAUGUUAAUACAGUUGAUAAAAAUGGCGAUCCAGUUCUUUUUUCUGCUGUUAAAGGUGGAAAAGAAGAUUGUGUUGCUAUUCUACUUGACAAUCAUGCUGAUAUAAAUGCAAUUGGUGCUGAAAACAAGACAGCAAUUUGGUGGGCUGUAGAAUGUGGUCGAUUGGAUGUAGUCAAAUAUUUGCUUCAUUAUAAUCCUGAUGUUGAAGUAUCAGGUGGUCCUGAUGAUGAUACACCAUUAUUAUUAGCUACGAAACGAAAACGUGUUGGUAUUGUUUAUGAACUUAUCAAAUAUGGAGCUAGAUUAUCAUCAGUUGAUCGGUUUGGUGAUAAUAGUUUACAUAUUGCUCUACGUAAUCGUAGUAGAGAUAUUGCUGAUAUUCUACUUUCUAAUCCAAGACAUUCAAAAUAUUUGUAUCGACCUAAUAAACAUGGUGAAACACCUUAUAAAAUAGAUGCUAGUCUUCAAAAGAGUAUUCUUACAACUAUUUUUGGACAACGAACAUUAAAUUUGAAUGAUGAUUCUAUUCUUGGUUAUGAUCUAUAUUCAUCAGCAUUAGCAGAAAUUUUAAGUGAACCAUCACUUCGAACUCCAAUUACUGUGGGUUUAUAUGCCAAAUGGGGUAGUGGAAAAUCAGCUUUGUUAACUCAUCUAAAAGAUGAAAUGUACGGCUUUGCUCAAUUAACAGAUUUUCCCAGUAUAAAAUGCUCACCAUUGCUUCUCUCAGUUAUUUUUAUCAUAGCAUUAAUUAUUAGUCUUGUUACUGGUUUUUUAAUUCAUUAUAUUGUUAGUAUAUCACUUGGUGUAAUAUUGAUUAUCUUCCCAAUAGCAUUUCUCGGUUUAAUUAAAUAUCUUCUUCGUAACAAAGAUUAUGGAUGGACAGCUAAUGUAGCACAAUUUAUAAAUAAACGUUUAGAAAUUUUACGAUUUCUACUUCAAGUUAUUUUUAUAAAUCCUUAUGCACAUUAUCGCUUAAUAACAAAUAAUACAAGUGAUUGUAAAAAGAUGAAAUUUAUUUUUACUGAAUAUGGUAAAGUUUCAACUGCUGAUAGUGAAAAAGCUUGUGCAAAUAUGAUUGCUGAACUUGCAGCUAAUGUUGAAGAAACAUUUGGACUUGUAGCAACACGUCUUUGUCGUGCACUUCAUUCCAAAAAUUUAAGUCAUCAUCGAUUUCGAUAUCUAUGUUGCAUACCAGCAUUCAUUUUUGUCGCUAUUCAAAUUAUACUUGCUGUAGUUCUAAGCAUUCUAAUAUUCGUGAAAGGUAUUCCAUCAAGUCAUCAUUCGAUCAAUACAAUUUAUAUUUUACUUAUAAGUGUAUUAGCACUUUCAAUUGUAUUCAGUUUUGCUACAUGGCUUCGAAUAUUAAUGGUAUUGAUGAAAUCACCUAAAUCAAAAAUUAUUAAAUUUUCAGAUCAUUCAUCACGUUUGAAUGAAAGUUCUCUUUAUCGACUUAGAAAAGAAGUUAGCCGAUUAUCAUAUAUUAUUAAAACAGUUGAAGCUUUUUUAAGUAUUAACACUCGUCUUGUUGUUCUUAUUGAUGGUUUAGAUGUUUGUGAACAACAACGUAUACUUCAAAUACUUGAUCAAGUACAUGUACUUUUGACAAAAGAAAAUGAUCCAUUUAUUACAUUGAUUGUCUGUGAUCCACAUAAAAUGAUUCAAGAUACGAAACCAUCAAUAACAAUAUCAUCAUCAGCAACAAAUCAACAUUCAAGUUUUGAAUCGAGUGUUAAUAGUCAUGAUUAUUUACUAUCGAUAAUUCAACUUCCAAUCUAUUUACAAUUAAAUUUAAGUAAAACAAAACAAUUAAAAAAAAAUGCUGAUAGUUUUUCAAAAAGAAGACUAACGACUAUUGCAAAUGGUACAUCAGUUCUCGAUGUUAGUGCAAAAUUAACAACAGCCAAGAAACUUUCAAAAAAUAAACGACGUCGACAACGACGAGAUACAUUACCAAAUACUAAACCAGUCUCAACUUCGGAAUUAACUCAUCAAUUACUUCAAUCCGAUUAUUUUCUUGAUAUAAAUCCACGAAUUCUUCAACGUCUUAUUAAUAUCAUUGCUAUGACUGGUCGACUUCUACGUGCUAAUCAAAUAUUAUUCAGUUGGAAACGUCUUGGAUGUUGGUCAUAUUUAGUCGAACAAUGGCCAUAUCGUAUUUCUUGGAUUGUUAUAUAUUAUGAAGAUCAUGAACAAGAUUAUGCAGAAGAUACUGAACUUAAAAUUCUUUAUAAUAAAAUUAAACCAUUUAUUCCAAUAUCAAAUGAUCCUCUUUUAGAACUUGAUCGUAAUGGACGUAAAUUUGAACUUUGUAUUGAACAAAGUGAACCUAUUUUGAAUGUUACUGAUUUAAAACAAUUUCUACCAUAUACAUGUAAUCUCGAUCCAUAUUUGAAUAAAUUAAUUCGAGAAUCUGCAGCAUAUUUUUACAUGAAUAAUAUAGAUGAAAAUGGUUUUAUUCUUAGUGAUCCAUCGCAUUUUUUUUCUCGUCGUGAUUCUAUUCUUAAUGGACACAGUGGUAUUUUACAACAAGCGCCAACAUCACGACAUCAAGGCGGGUUUUAUUCGAAAUUCAAUCCUCCUCCUAGAGCGGACUUUAUAGGAGGUUCAUAUCGUCCAAAUAUAUCAAUACCAAUGAGAAAACGAGACUAUGGUGAUGAUAAUCAUAUCCGAACAUCAUCUAUUUCAUCAUCAGUUCCUAGUACACAGCCAACAAUCGAACAACAAGUUUUAUCAAAUAAUGUCAAAUUGGAUUUAUCGCCAUCUCUAAGUCAGAUGACAGUGAAUGAUAUUUGUGAUUGUUUAAAGAAUGAUGUUAUUGGUUUGAAACCAACAAUGAUACCAAUCUAUAUUCAAGAUAUAAAUGAAAAUAAUAUUAAUGGUCAAGUUUUAAUAUCAUGUGAACUUGAUGAACUUAAACAAAUUCUUUCUAUGACAUUUGGUGAUUGGGUACUUUUUAGUAAUUGGAUACGAACAAAACGAGACGAAGAACAACGUUCUCGAUUUCAUCGACAAUCACAAUAUAAAUCAACAACUAAUAAUAAUGAUCAUCAAAAUCUAACAAACAAUGAUCCUUUUAAUGACUAUGAAGUCUAUUCUGAUAAUAGUGUACUUAGCGGUACAUUUAAUCAAUUAUUUUCUAAUACACUACCAAAUAAAACAAUGAAUUCUACUGAUAAAGUACUUGUUAAUGAUAAUAACAAAGUAUCAAUUAUUUCAAUACCAAAACAUGUCAAAUUUCUCAUUUCAUCGGAUCUAUCUGAUAUCACUUCAAAUGACAGUACAUUUGGUAUUAUUGAAUCAACAACAGGACAAAUUACACAUGUCAAAGAUAUAUUUUCAGUAAAUUUUCCAUUAGAAUCUCAAAUCAUAACAAAAAAUGAAACGGAUAAAGUUAUUUCUUCUUCAUCGUCGAAUUCUGUAACAAAUACAUUAUUAUUCAAUAAUAAACAUCAAGAGGAAAUUGUUAAAAAUGGCAAUGAAGAAAGUCCUUUACUUAUGAAUGAUAAUUCUAAUGAUAAAUGA